AUGGGUCUCAAGAAGAUUCUCGCUCUCGCUCUCACCGGCGCCGUGACUACCGCUCUGGCCGUGCCGAGUCUCGACGUUCACGCUUGCCCCAGCAAGUGCAACAUCACCUACGACAAGUCCGUCCCAGAUCUCAAGGACUUCCCACGCACCCAAGUCGACUUGUGCUACGACGACAACUUCCUCAACAUCGACUUCACUGCCUACAACGAGACCAACUUCUACUACAACGAGUCGCUGACCACCAACGGCCCCAUCUUCAACUACGAAGUCCAGGAGACCUUCAUCGCCCUCGGCACCGACGACCCCACCAGCUAUCUCGAGUUCGAAGUCGCUCCCAACAACGUCAAGUUCAACGCCUGGAUCUACAACCCCAGCAAGACCCGCGAGGAGGGUGCGCCGUUCGAGACUACCUACAUCGACGACGAUGGCGUGAUUCCUGUGCAGACUUCGCUCGACAAGGAGGCAGAGACGUGGGUGUCGAACGCACAGAUUCCUCUCAAGCUGUUCGGUCUCGGCGAGGGUCAGGCUCAGGGCACUCAGUGGCGCAUGAACUUCUUUCGGAUCGUGUGCAAUGCUGAGACCUGUCCUAAUGAGCAGCUUGGUGGGUGGAGCCCGCCGAACGAGGCUAGCUUCCAUGAGACACCAUCCUUCGGCAACGUCAAGUUUGUCUGA
Fulvia fulva is the source of this 672-nucleotide messenger RNA. Its product is annotated as Extracellular protein. The transcript has a single exon. The coding region runs from base 1 to 672 and encodes 223 amino acids. NCBI's taxonomy places the organism in Eukaryota, Fungi, Ascomycota, Dothideomycetes, Mycosphaerellales, Mycosphaerellaceae. The record is from RefSeq and is a predicted model, not a curated record.